UGACCGCUGGCCGGAAGUAGCUCGUUUUCCGCACGUUCUGCAAGAUGGCGGACGAGCUGGUUAAUGUUUUUGCUGGUUCUUUCGCCGUCUCGUCAGACGCCAACGACACUGCGGCGCCUCAUCCACGCAUUGGCGAUUACAAAGUCAAGCCCCACAAUGUCCCAGAUCAGCAUGUCAGGAGGGAACGCAAGUUGGAACAGCAAAAGAAAAAAAGAAUGGACUUUGUUAAUUAUUCCCGAAAGCUGGUAGAUGGAUGCCUUGAUGAGGAUGACUUGCAGGAACUUGGACAUGAGGAAAUGGAUACUAUAUCAGCUGAGGACAAGAAAUCAAGAAGAAAAAAGUUCAACCCCUAUGCUUACCAGCUCAUGCUAUCAGAGUGGCUAGUGGAUGUACCCGAUGACCUAACACAAGAAUGGCUAAUGGUCCAAUGUCCUUUUGGCAAAAGAAAUCUCAUUAUUGCUGUAAAUGGAGCAACUUCAGCAUACACAAAGAGUGGAUUCCGUGUCAACAGAUUCACAUCGUUGUUGCCGGGUGGGAGUCCACAGACAUUAAAACCAAAUGAAUACAGUAUUCUAGACUGUAUCUUCUGUGAGAUCACCAGUACUUUCUAUAUAUUGGAUAUCAUGUGCUGGCGUGGACACCCUGUAUUUGACACAGAGACUGAGUUUCGGUUUUACUGGCUCAAGACCAAACUCCAGGAGUUGUCUGCUCUCGGCCAAGCAACUGCAUCUAAUCCGUACAAGUUUAUCUCCUUGGAAUACUGUCCUUGCACAGCGGAAGCCAUUUCACAUGCAGUUUCCACUCCGACUCCAUUCCAGGUUGAUGGACUGCUGUUCUUCCAUAAGCGCACGCAUUACUCACAGGGGCGUACACCGCUGGUCGGCUGGCUCAAGCCCUACAUGCUCCCCGAAAUUCUUGGAAUACCUGUGUCCCCAGAAAUCAUAGCGAGCGCGCCAUCAGUAAAUAAGCUCACCUUACUCAAAGCAAACAAAGACUUGGAAGAUACUACGGACGAUAAGACUUUGGAGGAGAGGGAACAUGCGGCGCUCUUAAAAAGCGAAAAGAACGCUCUUAUGAAAAUGGAAACGGAAGGAAAAAAGGAUCGGAAAAGUAAGGGAUUUAAACAAGUUGAACAAAACGGGAAUGGGAUCAUGGAGGGAGGACUUGAAAUGGAGAUUGAUCAGAGUAGUGGACGUAGACGAAAAAAUCGAAGGAAAAAGAAAUUAGGAGAUAUGGAAGUAGAGGUUCCCGAUGAAGCUCCAGGAGAGGAGAAGAUUGCCGACAUGGCGUAAAGGUUCGGGCAAAUGAUUUCACUUGGGCGUGGCCUUUUAUAAUAGGGUGUUUUAUGUUACGCUGAGUUGUGAUAUUUAUUUAGAAACCAUUUUAGUUAGAAGGCCUCGCUCAUUCCGGGGGGUGGGUGGGGGAGCGAGCGAGCGAGCGAGCGACGCCUGCCUAAAAACGCCUAGGAGGGAGGCUAAGUUAGCCUGCAUGUUUUAUUUUAUUUUAAUAAUUUAUGUAGGCGAAAUAGGAAAAAAACUGAAACAAGUUAAUGCCCGACAGGCCUCCAGAGACUGCUCUCUAUUAUGCGCUCACCUAGCCCCCCUCCCCCCCCCCACACACACACACUAACACCACAAAAUGGUCAACUGGAUUGGUCAACAACCCCGCAGCCCAAAAGCCUGGCUACGGUCCUGAUUUAUGUUUGCACCUUCCUAAGUCGGCCACUCUAAGAGGCUAAAUUGGGAUCCACACUUAUUACUACAUCUUUAAUCUAUCAUGUGAUUAAAAAAAUACACGACAGAAUACAA
Molecule: messenger RNA, 1808 nt
Organism: Nematostella vectensis (starlet sea anemone)
Lineage: Eukaryota; Metazoa; Cnidaria; Anthozoa; Actiniaria; Edwardsiidae
Product: snurportin-1
Exons: 10
Coding region: 45-1292 (415 amino acids)
Biological process (GO): snRNA import into nucleus; protein import into nucleus
Cellular component (GO): nucleus; cytoplasm
Molecular function (GO): nuclear import signal receptor activity; protein binding
Source: RefSeq, a predicted model, not a curated record